This is a messenger RNA of Gymnodraco acuticeps, 1171 nucleotides long. It is a transcript of the gene pstk, whose product is annotated as L-seryl-tRNA(Sec) kinase. The record is from RefSeq and is a predicted model, not a curated record. Bases 88 to 1149 code for a protein of 353 amino acids. NCBI's taxonomy places the organism in Eukaryota, Metazoa, Chordata, Actinopteri, Perciformes, Bathydraconidae. Gene Ontology annotation, molecular function: tRNA binding; kinase activity. The transcript has 6 exons.
AGGAUGCGGAAGUUAGCUGUCAACUGCAACCACCCAUAGCCACAACAUGUAAAAAAUAUUAACUUUAAGGCGGCAGUCUGGUAGCUCAUGGCAGCGGAGGAAGCCGGAUGUUUGUCCCGGACUCCGGCCUGCCUGUGUGUCCUUUGCGGGCUCCCUGCUGCCGGGAAGUCCUUUCUGGCCGGCAGAGUCCUCCGCUCCGCUGCACAGCGCGGCUGGAGAGCCAGCGUUGUGCCGUAUGAUGACCUGAUCCCCGAGCAGGCGUUUCAGACCAGAGGGGAGGAAGACGGUGUCAAACUGCAAGAACACACUGAAUGGAAGUUACACAGACAGGCAGUUUUGCAGUGCAUCGAGCAGUUCUUGGAGAAACCUGGAGUUUUGGCAGAGCUUCCGAGCAGCUGUCAGAUCAACAGGGCAGCAUGGAAUCAAUGCAUCCUCCCUCUGAUACAGCCUGGAGCUGAGGACCGCUCACAGGCUGACCGGGCACCACUCCUCUUUCUACUGGAUGACAACUUCUACUAUCCAAGCAUGAGAUAUGAAGUGUACCAACUUGCAAGAAAGUAUUCGCUGGGUUUCUGCCAGGUGUAUCUGCAGUGUGAUGCGGAGUCCUGCAUCAGCAGAAACCAGAGCAGGUCUAAACCCAUUCCCACUGAAGUGAUAUUGGACAUGGUGAAGCGCCUGGAGUCUCCAAAUCCACAGAAGAACUCAUGGGAGACUAACAGCAUUUCACUCAACACCACAGAUGAUUUGUCCGAAUGUGACAUGCAGAGGGUGAUGGAGUCGAUCUCCUCGGCCCUGAGCAACCCACUGAGCCCGGCUGAAGACAACACAGAACAAAAGGAGGCAGACCGCCUGAAGUGUGCCUCUAGUGUUGUCCAUCAGACUGACCAGGCCUGUCGACGCCGUAUAUCUGAAGCCAUGAGGACUGCCAGAGAGAAUCAAGUCGCCCCUGAGCACAUGAGGUCUUUGGCCGCUCAGCUGAACGAGUCUAAAGCAACGUUUCUUCACAACCUGCGGAGACAGUUCCUAGAGGAAGCGUCUUUCACCAAAGAAGAGGACAUUGAUGUGGAACGUGUGGUGGAAAGAGCAGUGGAUGUUUUUGAUCACGAGAAAAAAGAAAUCCUGUUGAGAAUCAUAAAUGAAAAUAAAUGAUUUGAACUUGUUUGAAUUUUCA